GUCAAUAUUGUCUUUGGUAGCGCCGUUCGAUAUACAAACUUAUUUAAUUUAUUUUUUUUAUUUCACUCGUCAGUGAUGUUGGUUAAUCUCGUUCUUAAUUUAAAUUAAAAUGUCCAAAUUAAAACUAUUUAUUGUGCUAAAUUUAUUCUUAACGUCGGAAACGGCAAAGAUUUUGGCAGUAAUUCCAGCACCCGCUUUAAGCCAUCAGUUAUUUUUUCGGCCGUUAAUCGAAGAACUAGUUAAGAGAGGACAUGAACUCACAGUGAUAACUACGGACCCAGCGUAUUCUAAUACCAAACCACCGGCAAACCUAACCGAAAUAGAUGUUCAUGACAUCUCGUACACCGUAUACAAGUCAGUAUUUUGCAAUAAUUUAAGAGGGAAAAAUGAUAUGCACAUGCAAUUUAGAACCUUAUUAGAUGCAUUAACACAAGUAUUUGAAGUGCAGUAUACCAGCGAACCGAUACAAAACCUCAUGAAAGAGAAUCGAAGAUUUGAUUUAGUUAUUAUAGAAGCGUAUUACCGAAUUACAGCUGUCUACGCUUAUAUAUACAAAGUACCUGCGGUUUUGGUAAGUUCUUUUGGUAUGUCAAUUAACAAUCCUGAAGUAAUUGGAGCUCCUGUUAACCCAUUAUAUUAUCCCAGUGUGAUAAGACAGAGGAUUGUCAAUAUGACAUUAAUAGAAUAUAUCAGCGAGAUUUAUAAUGAAUUAUGGGUUCAUAGACAAGUCUAUGCUCAUGAGGAAAUCGAGAAUGCUUUGUUGAAGAAAUUGAUACCAGACGCUCCCACGAUAAGGGAUGUCUUGAAUAAUAUUUACGUGAUGAUGUUAAAUGAGUUCCCACCCUGGGAUUGGAAUCGGCCGGUUCCUCCUAGUGUAGUGUUUAUGGGACCAGUGAUUCAGAAAAGUGAAAAAGAAUUGCCUCAGGAUUUGAGGACGUACCUGGAUGAAUCUAAAAGCGGAGUUAUUUAUAUAAGUUUUGGGACGACUGUCAUAGAGUCUCUUUUACCUCCGCAAAAAAUGCAAAUAUUUUACAAGGUGUUUUCAGAGCUGCCAUAUAACGUUAUAUGGAAGUGGGCGAGUAACAAAACACAAAAUGUACCGAAAAACGUGAAGUUAGUCAAAUGGUUACCACAACCUGAAUUGCUGAAGCAUCCGAAUGUGAAACUAUUUAUAACACAAGGAGGUAUUCAUUCGACGUAUGAAGCCAUCCGCGCCGAGGUGCCCAUGAUAGGAAUACCAAUAUCACUCGAUCAGUGGUUCCAGACAGAACACUAUGGUCACAAAGGUAUCGGAGUUAGACUGCCUUUUGAUACCAUCACCGAGGAAGUUUUGAGAAAUACGAUUUUAAAAAUAAUCGAGGAUGACAGUUACCGCCGCAGUAUAUCCCGUCUUCGUUCGCUAACUUAUGACCAACCGCAACCCCCUCUGCAUCGGUUUGUAUGGUGGAUUGAACACGUUCUGCGUCACGGAGGAAGACAUUUCAGAGCGCCAGCAGCGAAUAUGAAGUGGUCUGAGAUGCUAGAGUUGGAGCUUGUGGGCAUCGUGGUGGUGACGACGGUUGUCAGUGGGACCUUGAUGAUGUACAGCCUCGUGAGGUUGAUGAAAUGUGUGCGAACGUGGUUUGUAAAGUAGUUUAAGAAUUGAAAAUGAAGAAUAGUUUAGAAAAAUGAAAAUUUGAAAAUAAUUUGUUUCAUGUAAGGAGUUGUAUUUAAAAAGAAAAAAUGUAUAUUUAGUACAGUAAUUAAAAUAAUAAAAUAUAAUUACGUGUUCUUUUAACAACAAAGCUAAUUUAGAAAUGAAAAUUUUCUUUGAUUCCUAUAGAUUUGUAACGGGGAGUUUGCAGUAUUAUUCAAUAAUCGCUGAAAAACCAGGAACUUUCGUUCAUAAUUUGGCAAAUAAAAUACAAACUUUCUAGUUUGGCACCAAAUAAUAUAAAUGUCAUCGUCAGAGUUGUAAUAAUGCGAAAUUCAUAAUUUUACGACAUUGGAUCCCUUAAAAGGUGUAGCCUUUAUUCGAAUGGUCAUUGGUAAAACAUAAGCUGCUUAUAUCCCUUUUAUUUAUUUUUGAUGUGCUAUGUUCUUCUUCGUAUAUCUAUUUGAUUAAUUUCGUUGCGGGAUAAUGACAAAUUAGUUUUCCCUGAGACUCGCCGAGCUUCACUGCUCGGUGUCAUAAUGCGUGCCACUGCUGAUCCUGGCUUACAGGAGUUGUAGUGGUGGGUGUGAGGGCGGGAAAGUCACUACUUACAUCCAUAUUACAGUUUAAAAGUUUGUUAGGACAAUCCCAUAUUCGAUUGGGUAUAAGUACACAAAAAAGUUACGCAACAAUGCGCCUUAUUUACCAACAAUAUUUUCCAAUAUUCGAACGUAGACGAGUAAAAUAAUAUUUUGAUAAACACGAGCAAAUAAAACCUAGACGAAGUUCUUCAAAGUCUGGUUUGUAGCUACAAUCGAGUUUCCCUGAAAUAUAAUUUGUCUGGCGUUUUCUAGACUUGUAAGAGUUUCUCCAUCCUUAAAGCAAUUUAGAUUUUAAUGGAUAUUAGAAAUAUUAUAAGAAAACUGGUGGAUUUGUGAAAAUUAUUUACCUCAAUUACUAUGUAGUUAAAUGUGAUUAUAAUUAUUUUAUCAAUUAAAUAAAAUGAUAUUGUAA
Messenger RNA from Manduca sexta (tobacco hornworm), 2647 nucleotides. RefSeq names its product UDP-glucosyltransferase 2. The record is from RefSeq and is a predicted model, not a curated record. The transcript has 4 exons. Lineage: Eukaryota; Metazoa; Arthropoda; Insecta; Lepidoptera; Sphingidae. Gene Ontology annotation, molecular function: hexosyltransferase activity; UDP-glycosyltransferase activity. Bases 110 to 1633 code for a protein of 507 amino acids.